GCAGAAGCCACGCCCCCUGCUCGCUCUCUCGUUGCCCCGCCUCCUUCCAAGUUUCCAUCUCAUCAUCGCCUAGGAGACCGGUUGCCAAGGCAGAGAGCGGGAGAAGGCCGCUCGCCCCGCCCACUUUCCCUGCCUGUCUCCCUCCCUCCCUGUUUCGCGCAUGCGCCGACGGGCCCAGCCGGCCCUCUUUCCCCUCAGCCGUCCGUCAAGCGGUGGGGAGGUGUGUGAACGCGCAUGCGCGCGCCCCCGCCUUCGCCUCCCUCCCUGCUUCCCUCAGCCAGGCUCGGAGGCCGGGUCUGCCUCCUUCGCCCCUCCGCGGACCUCCAUUUCCCCCCCUCGAGCCGGGGCGCGGUCGAGGCGGCGAUGAGAUGGUGGAUGCUGAUGUUUGUGCUGGUGGGGAUAGCACAAGAAGAAAAAUGGAUGCUCUAACAGAUAGUGCAGCUGAGAUCGUUCCAUUGGAGCUCUAUGAUUCAGCCAGAGCAAAAAUAGCAGCUAAUCUACAGUGGAUCUGUGCAAAAGCCUAUGGAAUAGAUAAUAUCCCAGAGGAACUGAAGGACCCAUUUUAUAUAGACCAGUAUGAGCAGGAACAUAUUAAGCCACCUGUCAUCAAGCUGUUACUGUCCAGCGAACUCUACUGCCGCGUCUGCAGCCUCAUUUUGAAAGGGGAUCAGGUGGCCGCUCUGCAGGGACACCAGUCGGUCAUCCAGGCACUGUCUCGGAAAGGGAUUUACGCCAUGGAGAGUGACGAUUCACCGGUGUCUGAAUUGGAUCUUGCCUCCGCACCUAUCAAAAUGAGUCCUCACAUGGGAAUGAUUGACGCUCUCAUGAUGGCCUACACGGUGGAGAUGAUUAGCAUUGAGAAAGUGGUUGCAAGUGUCAAAUGUUUUUCUACGUUCAGUGCCUCAAAGGACUUACCCUAUGAUCUGGAAGAUGCAAUGAUAUUCUGGAUUAAUAAGGUGAACCUAAAAAUGAGAGAGAUAACAGAGAAGGAGAUCAAACUGAAGCAGCAGUUGCUAGAAAGCCCAGGUCAUCAAAAGCCUGAUCUGAUGCAUGCGCUAUCGCACUGCAUGCUGGAGCCAGUGGAAUAUGCUCGUGUGGUACGUUAUCGCCGGGAUCACCUUUCGAGUCGGCAGUUGCCGUUUUUCCCGUUGCUUGAAGAUCUGAUGAAGGACUGCAGCGAUGGGGCUGCUUUACUGGCUGUAAUCCAUUACUAUUGCCCCGAACAAAUGAAGCUAGAUGAAAUCUGCCUGAAGGAGGUGACAUCAAUUGCUGACAGUGUCUAUAACAUCCAGCUGCUUCGGGAAUUCGCUAACGAAUAUCUCAAUAAAUGUUUUUACCUCACCUUGGAAGACAUGCUCUACGCACCUUUAGUUUUAAAGCCCAACGUUAUGGUUUUCAUCGCCGAGUUGUUCUGGUGGUUUGAGAUCGUCAAGCCGGACUUUGUGCAGCCCAGGGACCUCCAAGAAGUGAAAGACGCUAAAACAAUGUUGCAGCAGAAGAGCAGCCGCCCACCCAUUCCUAUUUCCAAUGCAACAAAACGAAGCUUUAUGGCUAGUCCAGCUGCUUCCAGUGUGGCCGAGGUGCAACCCCCAACUCAGCUCCCUUUGGAAACCUGCAACAGCGGGAAAGGAAGCCCUGCUUUCAGUCCAGCCCAUCCAUUGUUGCCACUGAGACAGAAGCAACAGAAGUCACUGCAAGGGGAAGACAGUUCAGGCCAGCGGAAUCGUUCCAAUUCAUUGACUCGAGUGGAUGGGCAGCCCCGGGAUUCAAUUCUCGCGUGGCCUGAGAAGAAACAAAGGCCUCUUUCUCAACCAACGCCGUUUGUUCUCCACCACGCCGCAAGCAGCGAUGCCGAUCCCAGCUCCGGCGACAGCAUUAGCUUGGCCCGGUCAAUCAGCAAAGACAGCCUGGCUUCGAACAUUAUCAACAUCACUCCGAAGCAGCAUCCUCAGUCUGUGCCGCCGAAAAGCAGCGGUAGGAGCUUGCUGAGCAACGUUGAGAUAGAAGACGAGGAUGAGGAGCUGAUUGCGAUCAUUCGCCCAGAUGCGGCGCCAAACCAGGGUGGCCUUGAGCUUCAAAGCGUGCCGGCCCGGUCGCCUGGCGGAGUGGCCACUGCGUGGGCUUCAAAAAGCGAAACCUCUGAAAGUAAACCGGAGAGCUUUUUCCUCGAGCCUUUAAUGCCUGCUGUUCUACGGCCGGCGAAAGAGAAACAGAUCAUCAAUAAAGAGGAUGAGUGCGGGGAAGGAAAGAUGAGAGGCUUUGGAGCAAAGAGGCUGACCGAGGGGCACACGGUGCGUAAGAAAACCAACGGCAGUCAUGGAGACCACAACCUUAAUAGGACUUUUAAUGUGACUCCUAGUCCUGAAUUAACAACAGCUGUAAGUUCCAGCUUGGCGGAUCCAGCAUUGCACUUGGAGCUCAGGCCAGAAACCUUUCGACCGCAGGCAAGUAGUAGUUUGGAGCCUUCGACGCGAGACCAGUCCUUUGGAGGGUUCUUCCUUCACGCUGCCAAAACGGAGGAGGAUGCAAUGACCGGUGCAAAUGCUAGCUAUGUCAAGACCCCUGAUUCCUAUGCGACGGAAAGCACGUGGACAAUGGUCAGGCAGGACUCGGACUCGGACAUCCUAGACAUGGAGGAAGCUGAGCAGGAUUUAAUAGCUGACGAUCAUCCGAUAAUUGCCAAGUAUAUAGGGGAAGAGGAAUCGGCGAAAUUGCAAGAAGACAUGAAAGUCAAGGAACACGAAGACAAAGAUGACGGCAGCGGGCGGUCCAGCCCGUGCCUGAGUACGAUCUCUCAGGUCAGCAGCGUCUCCAUGACCAGCGGGAGUGCCAGGAUGACAAGUUUUGCAGAACGGAAGCUGCACCGGUUGAACAGUUACGAGACAAAAUCCAGCACGAGUAGCUCGCAAAAGACCACCCCAGAUGGGUCGGAGUGUUGCCCGGCCCCACUAACCACAUGGAAGCAGAAGCGGGAGCAAAGCCCCAACAGGCAGAGUAAAGAUAACGUUAAUCUCUUGGCGUCUGAACUAGUUCAGCUCCACAUGCAGUUGGAGGAGAAGCGGAGAGCGAUCGAAGCCCAGAAGAAGAAGAUGGAGACCUUAUCUGCCCGGCAGCGGCUAAAACUGGGCAAGGCAGCCUUCCUGCACGUGGUGAAGAAAGGGAAAGUUGCCGAUGUCUCCCAGCCGCUGAAGCCAGAACACUUCACGAAAGAAUACUCGAGGCACAACGGGGAAGGCUUGGACGAUGCUUCUUUGACCUCUAAAUCGGAGGCGUUCUUCAUGAGAGAAGAAGGGGGCGAAGAUUCACUGGACAGCCUCGAAGCCGCCAAGGUGAAAGCUCAGGAAACGGUUGCCUUUGUGGAGCAGAACAAUCCAAAAGAGCCCACCCUGCACGAGAUCGAGAAGAGCAAAAUGAUCUCUGCCGCGCUCCUGGAGGAGAACAUCGAAUCGUCGGACGUCAACGAGUGCGAUCUCUCCAUCGAAAAGCUGAACGAAACCAUCAGCACGCUCCAGCAGGCGAUUCUCAAGAUUUCUCAGCAGCAGGAGCUUCUCAUGAAGGCUCCGACGAUGCCGUCAUCGCGGGGCGGGUCUCAGGACCAAAAGAUCAGAGCCCCCGUUCAUUUUGUGGAGCCCCUCUCCCCGACCGGGAUGAGCAGCCUUCGUAAACCGCCGCGGCUCGGUCAAGGGCGGAGCUCCCGCUCCGGGCGGCCGUCCGAACUCAAGGUGGUCAAGGAGCGCCAGCAAACCACGGCACGCAUCAAGACCCCGACCCCCAGCGUCGACACCUUGCCCCACUUAAGACAGUUCCCUUCAAACAAUACGGCCAAGACGCCAACGGAAAUGACCGUUGAAAACAAUACCACUCCCCAGGAGAAGCUCUCUUUUGAGAGCUACAGACUCUGUGACGAGAGCAACCAACGGGGUGGGUUUACCUUCUCCAGUCCCAAGGACACCAAUAUCCUCUCUGAAGCAAUCAAAGAUGUGAAUAGUAAUGUGGAAGACUUUAGCCUUGCUUCGUUCGAAGGCUCAGGCAAAGAGACUGUCCCAGCAGAGGAAUCCCAGAGGAGCAAAAGUAGCCUUAUUGAAGUCGAUCUGUCGGAUUUAAAAGGUCCGGAUGAGGGAGAGGUCGAGAGCCAGGGCAGUGAAAUUGACCAGAAAUCAGGACUUGGGUUUUUCUUUAAGGAUGAGCAGAAAGCUGAAGACGAACUUGCGAAAAAACGUGCCGCCUUCCUCUUAAAGCAGCAGCGCAAAGCCGAAGAAACACGGCUUCGGAAACUCCAACUCGAGGCCGAGGUUGAGCAAAAGAGAGAUGAAGUGCGCCGUAAAGCGGAAGAAGACCGGGUCCGGAAGGAGGAAGAGAAGGCCCGGAGAGAGCUCAUCAAACAAGAAUAUCUGAGAAGGAAGCAGCAGCAGAUCUUGGAAGAACAGGGCCUUGGGAAGCCCAAACCCAAACCCAAGCCCAAGAAGGCCAGGCCAAAGUCGGUUCACCGAGAGGAAUCCUACAGCGAUUCAGGGACAAAGUGUUCCACAACUCCGGAUAAUCUCAGCAGCGCACAGUCGGGCUCCAGCCUGUCCUUGGCGUCGGCAGCAACCACUGAACCUGAAAGCGUCCAUUCUGGGGGCACCCCAUCACAACGAGUGGAGUCGAUGGAAUCCUUGCCCAUCCUGAGUAGGAACCCCAGUCGAAACAUGGAGAGAGACUGGGAAAAUACCUCCACGGCAUCAUCAAUUGCUUCAGUGGCAGAAUAUACUGGUCCGAAGCUCUUUAAAGAACCCAGCAGCAAGUCAAACAAACCAAUCAUCCACAACGCCAUCUCCCACUGCUGUCUUGCUGGAAAAGUGAAUGAGCCUCACAAGAAUUCCAUAUUGGAGGAGCUUGAGAAGUGCGACGCCAACCACUACAUCAUCCUGUUCCGCGACGCCGGCUGCCAGUUCCGAGCACUUUACUGCUACUACCCGGACACCGAAGAGAUCUACAAGCUGACCGGGACAGGGCCAAAGAGCAUCGCCAAGAAGAUGAUCGACAAGCUGUACAAGUACAGCUCGGACCGGAAGCAGUUCAACCUGAUCCCGGCCAAGACCAUGUCCGUCAGUGUGGACGCCCUCACCAUCCACAACCACUUGUGGCAGCCCAAGCGGCCCGCCGUGCCAAAGAAGACCCAGACUCGCAAAUGAUGUUGCAUUCAUCAAAAGAGAUUGAGACUUGAGUCGUUGUUGGUUUGGCCUCUGGGGAAGAGAACCCCCUUCUUCUUGUGCCCCUCUUCCCGACCCCAAGUCUACGAAACAGAACCAUAUAAGCCUCUUUUUGAGAGAGAAAGAGGUGUCUUAAAAACGUGGAUGCAAGGAGAGAAUGAAGGAACGACGCCUGGGUUAACUUUUUUGUUUUGUUUUGUAUGGAUGGUGAAAAAAAAAAGCUGUUACAACCCAUUGCUUUACUACGGAGGCGGCUUUUCACGCGCAGGAAAGGUGCAUGUAGCAAGAUCUCGAGCAAUGGAUUUCCUUUUUUACUUGAAGUUCUUUGUCGGUACGAAUCGGAAAUGUAUUAUUUCUUUCCAUUUCUCUUCCCGAAAUCAACAAAAACCCAGCUCAGAGUUGUUUUGGGAGAACAACAGGAUCAGGAUGUCAUUUUACGGAGAAAGCAACCCCACACACCGGAUAAUAUAAUAAUAUAAUCGAACUCUUGGUCCUGUAUUUAACUGCCAACACAGAGCUCUGACUUCUGGAGGACACGACAACCGAAUCCGGCCCCUUUUGCUGCUGAGAACAAAGUUUACUUAACAGUAUCGAGUCUUUACAAAGCACUGAAAGAUAAAAAUCUUCUUUUUUUAUGAAAAUGGAGGACUUAUGCAAACUUCGAAGGCUGGCGACCACUCUCCGAAACAAUCAUGAAGAAGAACAGGUGCUACCUGCCGGAAAAAAAAAUAAUCCCUAAAUUUUGACAUUGAGGCACAUUGAACGGAGUACAAGUCAAAUCUGUUUUGAGUAGUAUCCUGAUAUAUUUUUUUCUUUUUGGGUCUUUUCGAUAAAAAAGAUGGAUUCUAGUCAUAGAGGGACCUUUUCACUCUGAGCACGUCGACUCCUGUAUAUCGAUGCACUUAUUAAUAACGGUCACCGAUUCUAAUGCUUUUUAAAUCAUGUCCUGGAAAGUUAAUUCCGCUUCGUCCUAUCUCUCUUUCUCUCUGUUUUUAUUAUUUGUGGCUGGAUAAAUAUGCUCUCAAACAGAGCAUGGGUCGUCUCUGUUUCUUCCCUUCCUUCCUUCCUUCCUUCCUUCCUUCCUUCCUUCCUUCCUUCCUUCCUUCCUUUCUUCCUUUCUUCCUUUCUUCUUUUCUUCUUUUCUUUCUUUCUUGUCAAAAUAUAUACUAAUACAUAAGACAACCAACCAGUUUCUGUAUACUAGCAAUUUUUAAAAUCGGAUCCGCAUUUGUUUGAAAGGCUCAGAUAUGGCUUUGUUUGGUUCUGGUUCUCCUCCCCUCCCCUUUUCCAUCUCGAAAUAUUAAAAAUCUUAAGUUUAA
Molecule: messenger RNA, 6511 nt
Organism: Anolis carolinensis (green anole)
Lineage: Eukaryota; Metazoa; Chordata; Lepidosauria; Squamata; Anolidae
Gene: camsap1
Product: calmodulin regulated spectrin associated protein 1
Exons: 19
Coding region: 369-5174 (1601 amino acids)
Biological process (GO): negative regulation of microtubule depolymerization; neuron projection development; cytoplasmic microtubule organization
Cellular component (GO): microtubule minus-end
Molecular function (GO): calmodulin binding; spectrin binding; microtubule minus-end binding
Source: RefSeq, a predicted model, not a curated record